UAAGGCGUGAAAUAUUUGUCGCGUAUACAACCAACACGUGACAAUAUGUUCUGCAACUUUUGGUUUAUCCCAAAGAUUGACUGUUGAAUGUGAAGGAGUUCUAAGAGUACCGUGAUGGUGUUAUAAUUUUUGUAUUGCUUCUUGCAGUAUAGACAUGAAAACGAAAACAUGUGCUGCUGCUGGGUGCUUAUCAUUCAGCAAGCAAUGCAUCAAAUUCUUCAGCUUACCAAGGGUUCCAGCACGCCUGCGGUAUGGGCAGGAAAUGUUGGAUUAUACUUCAUUGCCGAUUCUGCUAGAAUGCUGUACAAUAAAUAUUUGUUCAGCAAACAUUUCCUGGAAAGUGAUUUCACUACAGCUGAAAGAGUACACUUCAACAGAGUGCAAGCCAAAACACUGUAUUGGCCACAGUGGGGUGCUGUAGUGAAUACCUGGCAACAGCUAUUUGAUGAUCACCUUGUGAACACAUUUGAAGCUAUUCGUUCGUAGUCUGGUUUGAACAAUAAUCCAACUGUGGGACAGUUUGUAGAAGCCCGGAACACUACCCUCAUCGAAGCACUUGCUGUCAGAGGUCCGUGUGGAACUAGUUGUGAGGAUGAUGGUGCUACUGUUGUGUGUAACACUGUAGCCUACAUUCAUUGUUCAGGGCACCUAAUGCUUCUUCACCAGAUCAGUCCACAAAUCGUGUCAAGGAAACCCCUGAUGAAGUUCCUGAGUUUCCAUGUUACUCAUCAAGUACAGAAGGACAUGGUUGCUGCACUACAUGCUGGUGACAAGGAAGUGUUCUGAGUAGCCUAUGUCAGUGGUUCCAUUGCCAGACAGGUGCUUCGUGGUGUCAGCUGUGAUGCACGCAAGACAUGCGUGACAUCUGGAGUGCUGCUAUCAGCCAAUGUCUUCAUAUAUUUCAGAGACGUUGGUGUGGAGACUGUUGGUAUGCUGUAACUCUAAUGGAAUCUAUGAUGGCAGGCAAUUCAA
This is a messenger RNA of Cryptotermes secundus, 972 nucleotides long. RefSeq lists its product as uncharacterized. Lineage: Eukaryota; Metazoa; Arthropoda; Insecta; Blattodea; Kalotermitidae. The coding region runs from base 169 to 486 and encodes 105 amino acids. The transcript is spliced from 3 exons. The record is from RefSeq and is a predicted model, not a curated record.